GCUUGUCCUUCCUCUGCUCGGUGACCACUGUUACAUAACCAUCCCGCCGACGUGAGCGGCCAAUUCGUCUCCACUGGCAGCCCGCCCAUGCCCAGCCAAGGCAUCAAUCCUCGUACGCCGUCAGCCGCAUCGUCAUCAUCAGCCUUUUCCGCACCUUUCCUGAGAAAUUGCCCAUCAUCCGUCACCUGUCAGCGCUGUGACAUCUCUGUCCUCGAUCUCGACCCGACCGAGCUCCUUGACCCCGUGGCAAUAACCAGAGUGGCAAGCCUUGUUGCACGCCUGCCCGCCGGAUCCAACUCCGCCCGCCGCCCAACUGCUUUUCCCAAGUGCUACGUACAAUACCUUGCCCAACCCCACGAUUUCAAUUGCUGCUUCUUAGACAAGGCAGCGAGGACAACUGAAGUCGAGCUACUCCGUGCAAGGCGCCAGGUCAAACCCCUUGCACAUCUUCAGCCUUGGCGUUGCGCUCCUUGUCAUCGGGUUCAGCGCCCCGAGCUCCGUAAAUCCGCCCCGACGUCAAUCGGUCUUUGUCCGUUUCUCCUAAAUCCGACUAGCUCCCGAGCUGCCGCAACGUACAGAAACCCUUGACAUUGCGCUACUUCCCGCUUGAUCGAUCGAAAGUCAUCAAAAACGGAACGAUCAACGGGGCGCUCGUCUUCCACCGCCAUCAGCUUACUUUCCGACCUCGAGCGAUUCUAUCACCCUCCCUAGAAGGUUGGGGCACGCCAGGUAGA
Molecule: messenger RNA, 734 nt
Organism: Canariomyces notabilis
Lineage: Eukaryota; Fungi; Ascomycota; Sordariomycetes; Sordariales; Chaetomiaceae
Exons: 3
Coding region: 88-588 (166 amino acids)
Source: RefSeq, a predicted model, not a curated record